AUGUCGUACUGCUGCGUACCGCUGUGUAAGUCUGACGAGGAAAAGAAAACGCCGGGACUGUCUUUUCACGAGAUUCCUUCUGCCGCGAACGUACGAGAAAAGUGGCUGGCCGUUAUUCAAUGUGACAACUGGUCGCCCAAUUCAACAUCCUGCUACACGAAGGUAUGCAGCCGUCAUUUUCGCGCCGAGGACUUUGUGGAAGGAAAACGACGACGGUUUUUGAAAAAAGGUGUUGUUCCUUCAGUUUUUGAAGAUUACCCUGCGCACUUGCAACCAAAAUCAAGCGCCGAGCGAAGCAGAGCAAGCAUCGUAAAGCGAGCUUGUGUUCCUUUGAAACAGAAAAGUGAUCAUGCGACGAGUGCCGCUGCAUCUGUGGUGUUGCCACCUGCAGUACCGACACCACAAAACCACGAACUUGAGGAACCAGAGCCCAUAGAUAUCACCGAUGCUUUCAGCGAUACCAACCAAUGCAGUAACUUUCCGCCCGAGACUCCUCCAGCAUGUGACCAAGGUGUUCAGCUGGACAGUAGACAAGCGGUGGCGAGCUUGCUGGCCACGGAGAAAGCCAAAUGGAAAAGAAAAGAAAGGAACCUCAGGAACCAAGUGUCAAGACUGCAAAGGACAGUUGACAAGUACAAAUUGGAGCUUGAGAAACUACAGCAAGAUUCCAUGGUAGCAGAUAUCUCCUAUAUCAAAGAAAAAGCCGUAGAACAACAGCCAGUGAACACCGACGAACAUAGAACUCAUCUGCGAACACAGACGUCCAGACACCGCCUUCACUGA
Rhipicephalus microplus (southern cattle tick) is the source of this 783-nucleotide messenger RNA. Its product is annotated as THAP domain-containing protein 1-like. Lineage: Eukaryota; Metazoa; Arthropoda; Arachnida; Ixodida; Ixodidae. The record is from RefSeq and is a predicted model, not a curated record.